UUAAAUAUAGACAAGAAUUACUGGAAAAGCGUUUGAUGGAGAAGAAAGAAGUGGCCCUUCGGGAAGCGCAUGAAGAAGAAGAGAGAGAGAGGCGGCUAGAAGCCCUUAGGAAACAGGUUGCUGUUGUUGCUCAAUUUGAUCCUUUUAGAAUGAUGUCAGAUACAAUGGCAUCGAAAGCUAGGACAGGUAUUGAAACUGAAGAAUUUAUUCUUCAAAAGCCACUCUUCACAUUGAAUACAUACAGUGAACAGCAGAUAAUUUCUGACCCUAGACUUCGAUUUGAAUUAGCACUUCGAGAAGCUGGACUUCAUAAAACAUUGUAUGCCAAAGAAAUAUUACCAAAAAUCAGCCCUCAAAAACCUCCAAGAAAGGAUAUGGAGUCUACUGUAUUUAAAAUCUAGAGCUUAUCCUCAAAUCCUCAUAUAGAUAAACAAUAUUUUUCUUUGAAAGCAUUUAUAUGAAUAACAGUAAUUACUGCUUUCUAAAAUUUUUUAAAAUAUCAGACAUGGAAUUCAUGGCAUCUAUUAAAACAAUUUUGCCUUUCUUUUAUGAUUCUUAGAAUUUUAUGCACUAUUUGUUAUAUCUUUAAGUUAUAUUUGAUAGUACCAAAUUUCCAAAAAUUAUGAAACUUGAUUAUGGCACAUAUGAUACAUAUACUAUCAUUUAGUAAACUGAACGUUGGAGGUUCUGGUAUCCCAUGAAAAGAGCUCAAAAUAACCACUUUUUAGAAUUAUGAAUUAUGUAGCUGCUAUCUGCUAGUGUUCAUUUCUGCAUGUUAUUUCAGAAUUUGACUUUUUAACUAUGGAAGCUUCAUUAUCAUUAAUAUUUCUAUUAUUUCUUGAUUAUUAUAAGAGGAGACUGAACCUUUCUCUAAAUUUAGAAACCAAUUUGGUACACCAUGUUUACUGCAAACCAAUCAUCCAAACAAUUUCAUUUUGCAAAUUAGCCCUUAAGAACAAAUUAGAAAUUAGAAAUAGCAUUUCAAGCAUGGGAAUAACUAUUUGGGUUUGGAAAAAAAUAUAUUUGCAUGGUUGUUAGGAAGAAAUAUUUGAAUACUUUGAACACUGUCAAAAGUUCCAAAUUAUCUGUUAAGUAUCUAGAUGAUUUUAUAGAAAGAAACAUUUCAAAUAAAAGUCAAUCAUAAAUUUUU
Molecule: messenger RNA, 1150 nt
Organism: Galeopterus variegatus (Sunda flying lemur)
Lineage: Eukaryota; Metazoa; Chordata; Mammalia; Dermoptera; Cynocephalidae
Product: coiled-coil domain-containing protein 148-like
Exons: 3
Coding region: 36-401 (121 amino acids)
Source: RefSeq, a predicted model, not a curated record